Molecule: messenger RNA, 1584 nt
Organism: Phacochoerus africanus (Common warthog)
Lineage: Eukaryota; Metazoa; Chordata; Mammalia; Artiodactyla; Suidae
Gene: STK16
Product: serine/threonine kinase 16
Exons: 8
Coding region: 350-1225 (291 amino acids)
Biological process (GO): protein phosphorylation
Cellular component (GO): cytoplasm; Golgi apparatus
Molecular function (GO): ATP binding; protein serine/threonine kinase activity
Source: RefSeq, a predicted model, not a curated record
GCGGGCCGUUACGCCGGCGCGGACUGGUGACGUAACCGAUGCUUCCGGUCCCUGACGCUCCCCACCCCCCAGCUUAGCACAGGGGGUCUUCUGGAUUGAACCCGGCCCCCGACCCCGCCAUUCCUUUCCUUCCAGCAUGAUCCGCUGGACCUCCAGCACCUUGCCUGAAAAAGACCACUUAACUUGGACGAACCCUUUGGCAGCCUCAGACCGUCCUUGAAGAGAAUGACUGAAACACUAUGGGCCAUGCACUGUGUGUCUGCUCUCGGGGAACUGUCAUCAUUGACAAUAAGCGCUACCUCUUCAUCCAGAAACUGGGGGAGGGGGAAUUCCUCUGGGUUUAAGCAGUAUGGGUGAUGAUCAUGGUCCUUCACUGACCCCUUUGGCCGACAGUGGGUUCAGCUAUGUGGACCUAGUGGAGGGGUUACGUGAUGGACAGUUCUACGCCCUGAAGCGAAUCCUGUGUCAUGAGCAGCAGGACCGGGAGGAGGCCCAACGAGAAGCAGACAUGCACCGCCUCUUCCAUCACCCCAACAUCCUUCGCCUUGUGGCUUAUUGUCUGAGGGAGCGAGGCACUAAACAUGAGGCCUGGCUGCUGCUGCCCUUCUUCAAGAGAGGCACGCUGUGGAAUGAGAUAGAAAAGCUGAAAGACAAAGGCAACUUCCUAACUGAAGAGCAAAUCCUUCGGCUGUUGCUGGGUAUCUGCAGAGGCCUUGAGGCCAUUCAUGCCAAGGGUUAUGCCCACAGGGACCUGAAGCCCACAAACAUCUUGCUUGGAGAUGAGGGGCAGCCAGUUUUAAUGGACUUGGGUUCCAUGAAUCAAGCGUGCAUCCACGUGGAGGGCUCCCGCCAGGCUCUGGCCCUGCAGGACUGGGCAGCCCAGCGGUGCACCAUCUCCUACCGAGCCCCGGAGCUCUUUUCUGUGCAGAGCCACUGUGUCAUCGACGAGCGGACUGAUGUCUGGUCCCUAGGAUGCGUGCUCUAUGCCAUGAUGUUUGGGGAGGGCCCUUAUGACAUGGUGUUCCAGAAGGGUGACAGCGUGGCCCUUGCUGUGCAGAACCAGCUCAGCAUCCCGCAGAGCCCCAGGCAUUCCUCAGCUUUGCGGCAGCUGCUGACCAUGAUGAUGACCGUGGACCCCCAGCAGCGCCCUCACAUUCCUUUCCUCCUGAGUCAGUUGGAGGCACUGCAGCCUCCUGCUCAGGGCCAGCACACUACCCAAAUCUGAACAAACCAGUGGCCGCGUUGAGAAGGUGGCCUCUGUGCCUUGGGAAGAAGCUUCCAUCCCUCAGUGGAGUCUCCAUCCUUUCUAUCCAGGACCCCUCUCUUGUGGUUGGGGCAGCCGGGGGUGGGGACAGUCAGCUCAGUCUUCUGCAUCUGUCUAUGCUCUGUUACCCCAAAGAGCAACACCUCGACAGGGGGCUUGACUGAGUGGGGGUGGAUAAGGGUCGGGGCUGGAGUAAGGGAAACUGAUAGAAUCUGGUAAAGGCUCUGCAGGUCUGCUGAGCUUAUAUCAUGAUAUGCCUCCAAAUCUGGGUGCAGGAGAAUGUAUCAAUAGGAGAAUAAAGUAAAAGCAGCCUGAUGUGA